UCCUUAAAUAAUUUUUUUUUUCUAUUCUUUCCUUGAAGCUGUGAGGAGUUUACAGUUAGCUAACUCUGAACCUUACACACUCUUACACAAUCCAUUUAUCUGGAGCUUCACAUUCUUCAUCAAGAAAUAAGGAUUUUUCCAGAUCUUCCUGCAUCUGAUGAUCUCAUCCUCUUCUCUCUUCUGUUUUUAGCUGAUCCUCCUCUCAUACUUUAAUAGCUCUAAGGAAUAUAUUCAGAAGAUUUAUAUACCCCCCCCCUUUUGUUAAAGUGGUACAUUCUUGUCUGCUGUUAAUGCAGAUGGAAUGUACUACUGACCCUGAGAACGGGGGGAGUUGUUCCUGAGGGAUUAUGGGAGUAGGAUUGAAUAAAAGUCUGAGUUAAUCUGGUGGUACAGACUGCAGGGAGGGUCUGAGGACACACGCUGGAUUAUGGAUCAAUAAAACUCUGAGGAAUAUUUAUCAUCAUUCUUUUCAAAAGGAGGCAAAAAAUCAACGAAGGAAACAUGACCCAGAAGAAGGUGUCACCCUCGGACGCGACUGUAGCUGGAACUUUACCGCCGAGCUACGAGGAGGCGAACGCAGGAUGUCCGGGUUACUGUUACAGCGACGGGGCGUUUUUGUGGGACGAUGAAAACAUCAGGCGUGUUUUUGUGCGAAAGGUGUAUUCGAUCCUGAUGUUGCAGCUGUUCCUCACCCUGGCUGUCGUGUCUCUCUUCACCUUUUAUGACCCGGUAAGGUUUUAUAUUCAGACUCAUCCUGGGCUUUACUCCAGCUUCAGCCUCCUUUUUCUAGUCACCUAUCUGAUGUUGGCUUGCAGUGGAGAUUUAAGGAGGACGUUCCCCUGGAAUCUGCUGCUGCUCUUUGUCUUUACCUUCUCCAUGUCCUUCAUGCUGGGUUUCAUUUCCAGUUACUACAACACGAGGUCUGUGAUGGUGUGUGUGGGCAUCACGGCCGUGGUGUGUGUGUGUGUCACCGUCUUCAGCUUUCAGACCAAGAUCGACGUCACGUCGUUCCAGGGUCUCCUGCUGAACCUCUGCCUGGUGCUGCUCAUCUCCACGCUCGUCAUGGGAUUCCUCGUCCCCUUUGGAUUAGUGAGAGUCUAAAAAUAAAACUAGACCACAACAUGUUAAUCCCACUGAACACACACACACACACACACACACACUGCAGUGUUUACAGACUGGAACAGCUAACACUCUGAUUUACACGUUCAAUACCAUGGACAAAAAAAAAAGACAGAGAGAGGGAUAAUGUGAAGGUGAGACAGGUACAGACAGACAGGUAUACACUGUAUAUGUUCUAUAUGAGUCUAGAGUGUGGGUGUGGUCAGUGAGACAGGUACAGUACAGACAGACAGGUGUGUAUUCCUCUCGUUGCAGGUUCCGUUGCUACACACACUCUAUGGGGUUUUGGGUGCUGUCACUUUCACCAUGGUGAGAAAUAAAGAACCUUCUAGAAGUGUAGAAUAAUCGGUGUGUGUGUGUGUGAGAUAAAGUAUUACAUCACACCUUAGUGUCUCUCUGUAUGACUGUCUGUAAUGUUGUUUAUGCAUGUACACGUCUACCUGUCUGUCUGUCUGAGAAGCUGUCUGAGAGGCAUUUGUCUGUUUGUCUGAGAGUCUGUCUGCCUGUCUGUCUGUAAAUUAAACUUUAUUUUGUGUGUGUGUGUGUGUGUGUGUGUGUGUGUAGUUUUUGGCGUUUGACACUCAGCUGUUGAUGGGGAACAGACAGUACGCUCUGAGUCCUGAGGAGUACGUCUUCGCUGCUCUCGCUCUUUACCUCGACAUCGUUUAUAUUUUCACUCACAUUUUACAGAUAUUCAGUUACAGCAGUGAAUAAACUGAAC
Molecule: messenger RNA, 1843 nt
Organism: Hemibagrus wyckioides
Lineage: Eukaryota; Metazoa; Chordata; Actinopteri; Siluriformes; Bagridae
Gene: faim2b
Product: Fas apoptotic inhibitory molecule 2b
Exons: 10
Coding region: 502-1101 (199 amino acids)
Biological process (GO): negative regulation of apoptotic signaling pathway
Cellular component (GO): Golgi apparatus; membrane; endoplasmic reticulum
Source: RefSeq, a predicted model, not a curated record